AAAGGAAUGUCGCGGAGUUAUGACGUCCUCUUUACACGCUGACCGAGAGGAGGACAGGAUCUUUAUAUCCAACAUCCAUCGAUAAUCAACAAUGGCCGAGGAAGGUAGCGUCCCUGCUGCAGUCCCUGCUGGAGGUGCUGCUGGAGGUAUUUCGACGGGUGUGAUGGAUGUCAACACUGCUCUCCCUGAAGUGCUCAAGACCGCACUCAUCCACGAUGGCCUCGCCCGUGGUAUCCGUGAGGCUGCCAAGGCCCUGGACAAGCGUCAAGCCCAUCUCUGUGCCCUUGCAGGCAACUGUGAUGAGCCCACAUACGUCAAGCUGGUGGAGGCCCUCUGUGCGGAGCAUCAGAUCAACCUGAUAAAGGUUGAUGACAACAAGAAGCUCGGCGAGUGGGUCGGUCUGUGCAAGAUCGACCGUGAGGGCAAACCCCGUAAGAUUGUGGGCUGCAGCUGUGUGGUGGUCAAGGACUACGGCAAGGAGUCUCAAGCCAAGGAUGUGAUUGAGGAAUACUUCAAAGGCAAAAAAUAAAAUGUCAAUAAAAAGUGAAAAUUA
This is a messenger RNA of Notothenia coriiceps (black rockcod), 553 nucleotides long. RefSeq names its product ribosomal protein S12 (gene rps12). Gene Ontology annotation, biological process: translation. The transcript is spliced from 6 exons. Bases 92 to 529 code for a protein of 145 amino acids. The record is from RefSeq and is a predicted model, not a curated record. NCBI's taxonomy places the organism in Eukaryota, Metazoa, Chordata, Actinopteri, Perciformes, Nototheniidae. Gene Ontology annotation, cellular component: ribosome. Gene Ontology annotation, molecular function: structural constituent of ribosome.